Solanum lycopersicum (tomato) is the source of this 1006-nucleotide messenger RNA. Its product is annotated as glycolipid transfer protein 1. Lineage: Eukaryota; Viridiplantae; Streptophyta; Magnoliopsida; Solanales; Solanaceae. Gene Ontology annotation, cellular component: membrane; cytoplasm; cytosol. Gene Ontology annotation, molecular function: ceramide 1-phosphate transfer activity; ceramide 1-phosphate binding. Gene Ontology annotation, biological process: intermembrane lipid transfer; ceramide transport. The record is from RefSeq and is a predicted model, not a curated record.
AUUUGUUUUUUUUCUCCUAUUUUGGUUUUAUUGGCGAAGAGUCAUUAUAUAUUUUUAAUGUCGAAUAAGGAUCAACGAGGAUAAAAGAGAUCUCGUUGAAAUUAUUCGUUUGAAAAUUUACCUUUAGGUUAAUCAUAAUGCUCGUUACUAAACUUGUUGAGGUUGAAUCGAUCAUCAAAACAAAAAAAAAGACACAAAAUUAGGGCAAAUAUGGAUGGAACAUUAUUUGCCCCUGCUUUGGAAGGAAUGAAGGAUGUCAAAUCUGAACAUGGAGAGCUAAUGACUAAGCCUUUUUUGGAAGUUUGCAAACUUGUAUUGCCAAUUCUAGAUAAAUUUGGAGCUGCUAUGACUGUGGUUAAAUCUGAUAUCAGUGGAAAUAUAGCUAGGUUAGAAUCCAAGUAUAACGAUAAUCCAUCGAGAUUCAACUACUUGUACAGUUUUGUACAGGCAGAAGUUGAGAUAAAGACAGCUAAAUCUUCAUCCAGUUGUACUAAUGGACUUCUAUGGUUAACAAGAGCGAUGGACUUCAUAGUCGUGCUCUUUCACAACUUAGCUCAGCAUCAGGAUUGGUCAAUGUCCCAAGCUUGCAAUGAUUCUUACUCCAAGACGUUGAAGAAAUGGCAUGGAUGGCUCGCUAGUUCAAGCUUUACGGUCGCGAUAAAGCUUGCACCAGAUAGGAAAAAGUUCAUGGAGGUCAUAAGUGGCAAUGGUGACAUCAAUAGUGAUAUGGAGAAGUUCUCUACGACGUUUUCGCCUAUACUUCAGCAGAUCCACAAAUUUUUGACUAGUGUUGGCUUGGACAGUAUGAAGGCUUCAUGAUCAACUUCUCCAGUAUCAGCAUCGUUAGUUUUCGCCAAAAAGUUUACCAGAUCUGUUGCUUUUGUUUUCAUUUCAUCCAGCUCAAAUGUAAGGAAAGAACGCAUAUGAUCUCAGUUUAUGGAAUGCUAGUUGUAAGUAAGUUGAGAUCAAUCUAUCGAUAUAUUCAUCAUAUUCCUCGCAAGUUCAA